Messenger RNA from Vittaforma corneae ATCC 50505, 873 nucleotides. RefSeq names its product thymidylate synthase. Gene Ontology annotation, molecular function: thymidylate synthase activity. The record is from RefSeq and is a predicted model, not a curated record. The transcript has a single exon. Lineage: Eukaryota; Fungi; Microsporidia; Nosematidae. Bases 1 to 873 code for a protein of 290 amino acids. Gene Ontology annotation, biological process: dTMP biosynthetic process. Gene Ontology annotation, cellular component: mitochondrion; cytosol.
AUGCCAAACGAAGAAGAAAGACAGUAUUUGAAUUUAAUUAAAGAAUGCAUCGAAAAUGGUAAGAGACAGAAUGACCGCACAGGAACAGGAACGCUUGCAUUAUUCGGAAGAUCAAUGAGAUAUUCUCUAGAAAAUGGGAGGUUUCCUCUUCUCACAACCAAGAAUGUGCCUUUCAGAAUAAUAGCCGAGGAACUCUUGUUCUUCAUUCGGUCUCAAACAGACAAUAAGAUACUUAAAGCCAAGAAUAUCCACAUUUGGGAUGGAAAUAGCACAAAAGAAUAUUUUCAGAGGAGUGGAAUCAAUAGGGAAGAAGACGAUCUUGGACCAGUAUACGGGUUUCAGUGGAGACACUAUGGUGCAGAGUAUAAGACAUGCAUGGAUAGCUAUGAAGGCCAGGGCAUAGACCAGCUACAACAGGUUAUUGAUACCCUAAAGAAUAACCCAACGAGUAGAAGAAUGAUAGUAGUUGCCUGGAAUCCUAUCCAGUUAAAUGAAAUGGCACUACCACCCUGCCACUGCAUGUUUCACUUCUUGGCUGCAGAGGGAAAGCUAACUUGUAUAUUGUAUCAGCGGUCAGGUGAUAUGGGACUCGGAAUUCCAUUUAAUAUUGCGAGUUAUUCGCUUUUAGCUGUGAUAGUGGCAAGGUUAACGGGGCUUGAGCCACAUGAAUUUGUACAUUUUAUUGGAGACACCCAUGUAUACUUGGAUCAUGUUGAACCUUUAAAGGUUCAGUUAGAAAGAGAGCCAAGGGAAUUUCCAACACUGAGACUAGCUGAGAAGGAGUAUAAGAAAAUUGAAGACUUUCAAGUUGAAGAUUUCAUAAUUGAAGGAUAUAACCCAUAUCCCAAAAUUCAAAUGAAGAUGUCAGCGUAA